This is a messenger RNA of Mesocestoides corti, 378 nucleotides long. The record is from the annotation of a GenBank genome assembly. Lineage: Eukaryota; Metazoa; Platyhelminthes; Cestoda; Cyclophyllidea; Mesocestoididae.
AUCCAGAUCGGCGAUAACCUCGACUCGAAAGGCUACGGAAUCGGUUUCCCCCAGGGUUCCAAGUACAGGGAUGAAUUCUCGGAGAUCAUUCUGCAACUGCAGGAGUCGCAGACACUUGAGCAGAUUCGACGCUACUGGUGGCGAAACUUCAGCAUAGCAGAGCCCUGUGAAAGCCUUGUGUCGAAGAGCUCGAGUACCACGUCCCUCGGCCACGAACAAAUCGGGGGGUGCUUCGUGAUGUGCCUGUUUGGGCUCGCGGUCUCCAUUCUGAUCAGCCUACAGGAGUUCCUCUACAAGGCUUAUCUUCGAUCGAAAGUGACAAAGGUGGGAGUUGGUUGUACGCGCCCAAAUUUAUGCUUGGCUAACCAGCUUGCGUAG